UAUACACAACAACGGAUAACUAAACGGUGUCGUAACUGCACCGGUCGGCAACUAAAAUGGGAAGUUAUCAGAAGCAGCAGUUGGUACUGUUGAUAGCCUCUACGGUUGUUCUUAGUGCAGUAGCACUUGUUUCUGCUAAUUCCAGAUCUCCGCAGCUGCAUAAUAAUAACAAUGAUCAACAUAAGUACUGCACGUGCAAUGAAGCAUUCAUCAACCGUAGAGGAUUCCCGGACGGGUUCAUCUUCGGCUCCGGUUCAGCUGCUUAUCAGGUUGAAGGUGGAUACAAUGAAAGUGGGAAAGGUACUUCCAUGUGGGAUCAUUUCACACACACAUAUCCAGACAAAAUACAAGAUGGUAGUACUGGAGAUGUGGCAGUUGAUUCAUAUCAUCUAUACAAGGAAGAUGUGCAACUUUUGAAGAAUAUGGGGUUUGAUGCAUAUAAAUUCUCAAUAUCUUGGAGUAGGAUAUUGCCAGGUGGAACAGUAAGUAAAGGUGUGAACCAAGGCGGAAUCGACUACUACAAUGACCUAAUUAACGAGCUUUUAGCUAACGGUAUACAACCAUGGGUGACUAUUAUGCAUUUCGACACUCCGCAAGCUCUAGAAGAUGCGUAUGGCGGUUUUUUAAGCCGUCGAAUUGUGGACGAUUUUCGAGAUUUUGCGGAUCUCUUGUUCGACCAAUUUGGUGAUAGGGUGAAACAUUGGAUGACUGUAAACGAACCGUGGUGCUUCAGCUAUCUCGGAUAUACACUCGGUGUGUUUGCACCCGGUCGAUGUUCCGACUCGGUGUCUAGUACUUGCACCGGUGGUGACUCGGCAGUCGAGCCGUAUAUUGCGACACACAAUCAGCUUCUUUCUCAUGCUGCUGCUGUCAAUUUGUACAAAACUAAAUAUCAGGAAGUACAGAAGGGUAAGAUCGGAAUAACGAUUAACUCGUUCUGGUUUUUGUCUUACAAUGGAACAAGGGAAAAUAUGGAUGCUAGAGAUAGAGCAUUUGAUUUCAUGCUAGGAUGGGUUAUGGAUCCGAUUACAUUUGGGAAAUAUCCAGAUAGCAUGAGAAAGCGUGUCGGAAACCGACUGCCCGAAUUCACUAAAGAGGAAGAACAAAUGUUGAAAGGAUCAAUCGACUUUCUAGGACUCAAUUACUACAGUGGACAGUACGCAAUUAAUAUACUUCGUGAUCCUAAUACCGACGAUGAUGAUGAUGCCGUGAGCUACGUUACAGAUUCCGGGGUUAUUUUCUCGGGACUAAAAGAUGGCGUCCCUAUCGGGGAACAAAGUAGCAACGGGAGUCGGUAUUACAGUUAUCCAAUGGGAAUCCGCGCAAUUCUCAACCACAUAAAACUGAAAUAUAACGACCCUGUCAUUUACAUUACUGAGAAUGGCCUUGACGAGAACAGGAACGACAGUUUACCAAUGUCUGAAGCGAUUCAAGAUCACAGGAGGAAGAAGUACUUGUUGGAUCACCUCUGCUGUCUGCGCGAAGCAAUUAAGGAUGGUGCGAAUGUGAAGGGAUACUUCGCAUGGUCAUUGACAGAUAAUUACGAGUGGGCGUCUGGCUUUUUAAUUCGGUUCGGGAUUCAUUACGUCGAUUUCAAAGAUAAAAAUUUAACAAGAUACCCGAAACUUUCCGCGCAGUGGCUCAAAGCUAACUUUGACAAAACAACAACUGAUCGAAAACUUCAAACAAGAAGAAUUUACGAUCAGUAGUAACAAGAUUGAAAGCAAGUGCGUUUGUUUGUUUGUUUGAUCAAUAAGAUUCAUCGUCUUCGAAUAAAAUGUUCUUUUAUCGUAAUU
This is a messenger RNA of Erythranthe guttata (spotted monkey flower), 1796 nucleotides long. RefSeq names its product beta-glucosidase 12. Gene Ontology annotation, molecular function: beta-glucosidase activity. The record is from RefSeq and is a predicted model, not a curated record. NCBI's taxonomy places the organism in Eukaryota, Viridiplantae, Streptophyta, Magnoliopsida, Lamiales, Phrymaceae. Gene Ontology annotation, biological process: carbohydrate metabolic process.